AUGGCUAUCAAAGCAGAUGUGGACCAUAGAGAUUGUGAAAACGCUAUGUCUGAUGAACGUUUAUCAAUUGCAAUAAUAGAGCCAAUACAUUAUAAACUUUUUCUCAAAUUAAAUAUGGAAUCUGAAAAUUACGAUGGGGAAUCCGACAUCGUGAUCAAAAUUCACAAACCAACCAAAAGAUUAAGUCUGCAUUGUUUUGGAUCGUAUAUAGAUACAUCGAGUAUAUUGUUGAAAUCGAUAACUGAAGCUUUGAAUCCGAAUACUCGUUAUGCAUCUUAUCGUGUUUGUACUAAAAUACAGCGGUUCGACAUAUUAUAUGAUGAUUUAAUAUCUCCUGGAUUAUACGAGUUACAUAUACAUUUUUACGGUAUAUACAAUAAGAAUGAAAACAUUAUCAGAUAUCAGUAUAUGAGAUAUACAGAAACUGAGGCAACUAGGAGGUGGUUUCUUGGAAUAUUGUCGACAUCAAAUCGUGCUCGAACAUUAUUUCCAUGUUGGGACGAACCGGAAAUACAUAUGAAUUAUGAGAUUAUUAUCGAGCAUCCUGAGCAGUACAAAGUUAUAUCGAAUAUGCCAGUACAACAGCUGAUAAACAAGUCAGAUGAUACCUCAUUAACGUAUUUCCAUACCAGCAAACCUAUAGCUUCAAGUCAAGUGGCAAUCAUAAUGGUUGAUAACAUGACUCAUAGUAAUUUGGGCGAUGAUUUGUACUGGUAUCAACGGGAUAUAGUGAAAAAUACGAACAUUACGUUGGAAAUUCUGAAGACGAAAGAACUUUUCAAAAAUUACCUUGGUGUCCAUUAUAGAUGUAUUGAAACUGAUCACAUCGUAAUUCCGUAUUUUCCAUCUCAGAUUAGAGGAAGUUUAGGAGUUAUUAUAUACAGGGAAGAAAGCUUUAAGUACGAUAAUGCUACAGAUUUUCCUGGUCGUAAAAUGUAUAUCUACAAGUACGAACGUGACUCGUCGAUUAUGGACCUUUCCAUCGUUCAGACUAUGCAGGGUGCUUUGUACUAUGAUGUCGAUUUCCAAAUGGCACCUGUGUCGCAGAACAAAUUCGUGCAUCCCAUUGAUGAAAUUGAUGCAAUUUAUUAUUCUCGACCGUAUUAUAAUAAAGGAGCUGCUAUAAUGCGCAUGUUAUUUUAUUCUCUCGAAGCGCCGGAAUAUGUCUACAAGGAAAUUAUCCGGAAACUUGCGAAGAAAUGUGACAAUACCACAGAUUCUAUGAGUGGUCUCUGGGCUAUUGUGCAAAGUUCCUUAACAAAUAAUGACAAAUUGCUCUACAACAUAACUGAAAUAAUGGAUACAUGGAUGACAAAAAGGCAUUUUCCUGAGUUGAAAGUCGAUUGUGAUUAUAAUGGGAUAUUAUCGCGUCAAUUACGAUGA
Odontomachus brunneus is the source of this 1383-nucleotide messenger RNA. RefSeq names its product glutamyl aminopeptidase-like. Gene Ontology annotation, biological process: peptide catabolic process; proteolysis. Lineage: Eukaryota; Metazoa; Arthropoda; Insecta; Hymenoptera; Formicidae. The record is from RefSeq and is a predicted model, not a curated record. Bases 1 to 1383 code for a protein of 460 amino acids. Gene Ontology annotation, cellular component: cytoplasm. Gene Ontology annotation, molecular function: peptide binding; metalloaminopeptidase activity; zinc ion binding. The transcript is spliced from 7 exons.